Molecule: messenger RNA, 789 nt
Organism: Arachis ipaensis
Lineage: Eukaryota; Viridiplantae; Streptophyta; Magnoliopsida; Fabales; Fabaceae
Source: RefSeq, a predicted model, not a curated record
AUGGCUACUCGCGGACAAGGUCGGUCACCUAUACGGAGAGAUUAUGAGGGUAACCCUUCGACAGAUAAUCACGCUGAACUUAUGUCGGCGAUGACUAACUUAGCUAACACGAUUCAAGCGGGCACUGCUAUGGCUACUGAUGCUUUGCAACAAACAAGGCAAUCAGUCGGGGGCGAAAAUGAAGAAGGUGCUGAGGACAACUUAGUUAGUGUUCCGAGAACUCUAGCUGCUUUUCUGAAAGCUGAUUCGCCAGUUUUCGAUGGAUUGAUAAAUUCUGCUGAAGCAGACAACUGGUUCAAAGCUGUGGAGGGUGCAUUACAAGCUCAACAAGUCCGGAGUAAUCAGUUCGUGGAAUAUAUGGAAGCUUUCUACAAAAAGCACUUGGAUGAAUCAUUAAGGGAGGCCAGAGAGUUGGAGCUCUUACAGUUGAAGCAAGAGUCCAUGACCAUAGCUGAAUACACCAGCAAGUUCGAGGAACUCUGUAGGUCCUCGAGAAUAAGUCAGGGUACUCCUGAGUCCUAUGAGGGAUGGAAAUGUGUCAAAUACAAAGUAGGGCUGAGGGAAGAUAUCAUGUGUGUUGUGGCUCCAUUGGAGAUUAGGAGAUUCUCUGAAUUGGUGGACAAGGCAACGAUUGUUGAAGAUUAUGCCAAGGAGGCGACUUUGGAGAGAAAUGUUCAUGGCGGUACCAGUGGUAAAGUUCGUGGGAAGUAUGUUCCAUCAAGAGGCCAAAAUUUCAAGAUGGGUAAACGUGCCCCUCAGCGUCUCCAAGGUCAAGGGCAUAUCGAGUAG